Molecule: messenger RNA, 1065 nt
Organism: Lolium rigidum
Lineage: Eukaryota; Viridiplantae; Streptophyta; Magnoliopsida; Poales; Poaceae
Product: C-factor-like
Exons: 6
Coding region: 1-822 (273 amino acids)
Source: RefSeq, a predicted model, not a curated record
AUGUCGACGGUGGUCAGGGCCUUCUCGUCCGCCCCCGCAGCCCACGGCGCCGCCGGCGGCGUCUCCAUGGUGCAGGGCGCGUCGCGGGGCAUCGGGCUCGAGUUCGUGAGGCAGCUGCUGCGGAGGAGCGACCAGGGCCGCGUCGUGGCGACGUGCCGCGCCCCGGACUCCGCCGCCGAGCUCCAGGAGCUGAGGCGGGAGCACGCGCGGCGCCUCACCGUGCUGCCGCUGGACGUCACCGACGAGACCACCAUAGAGGCUGCGGCGGCCGCAAUUGGGGAGACCCACGGAUCCCUCGACCUGCUGAUCAAUGCCGCCGGCAUCCUUUCGAUCCCAAAUGUCAUACAGCCAGAGACCUCACUGAGCAAAGUUCAGAAGUCGUCCCUGCUACUGGCGUAUGAAGUGAAUGCUGUUGGACCUAUUCUAGUCAUCAAGCACAUGCGCCCGUUCCUGAAGAUUGGUGCGAGCUCGGAAACAGGGAAAGGUUUCUCGUUGGUUGCAAAUAUGAGCGCCAGGGUUGGCUCGAUAGGGGACAAUGGUUUGGGAGGCUGGCAUUCGUACAGAGCUUCUAAGACCGCACUGAAUCAAUUGACAAAGACCGCAUCAGUCGAAUUGGGCAAGAAGGACAACAUUGCCUGCAUUUUGCUACAUCCAGGAACAGUCGACACCGACCUCUCACGGCCAUUCCAAAAAAAUGUGGCCAAGGAUAAGCUUUUCACGAGGGAAUUCUCUGUACAGAAGCUCCUGUCCAUCAUCGACAAUGCCAAGAAGAGCGACAACGGGAAGUUCUUUGCUUGGGAUGGUCAAGAAAUCCCAUGGUGACCACUGUUUUCAGUCAGUGACCAUUCAACCACCCCCACUCCCUGUUAUUUUCUGUUUCUUUUUUUUAAUAUUCUUGUUUUGUCUUCGGAGCUGUUUGUGUUCCUUUUAGCCUUAAAUUCAAAAAUCUUGAAUCAAGCUCUAGUAAGAUCUCUGAUAUGGAAAACAUGGGAAGGAAUUCCCUUUCCUGGAAUAUUAUACAUAUAUGAACUUUACCACUGAGUACAAUCAAGCUUGUUCCUAGAA